CUAAAUGAUUUCUUUCAAAAAUCUUAACUGAGAAGUAGAAGAGAAGAAAUUAUAAAAUAAUAAAGCAAUCAAAGCUCCAAAUGGCCAUUUAAGUAUUCUACCUCAUAUAUUUUUUUUGCUUAGAAUAAAUUCCUUUUUUCUUUCACAGUGCCAUCUUGAAAUUCUGUCAUAUCCUGUGUAUAAACAGGUGGUGAUUUCGGACACAUGGCCAAUGAAAAGACACCAGCAGAAGCUACAGCACCAACAGGAGUAACAGCAAUAGCACCAGCAGCAUUAGCAGUAGCAGGAGGAGGAAGAGGAGGAGGAAGAGAAGAAAGAGGAAGAGGAAGAGGAGGAAGAGGAGGAGGAGGAGAAGGCAGAGCAGGAGGAGGAGGAGAAAAAUCUGGAGGAGAAGGAAUAGGAAAAGUGGAAUAGGAGGAGAAGAAGGAGGAGGAGAAGGAGGAGGGGUAGGAGGAGGAGGAAGAGGAGGAGGACUUUGCUUCCCUGUCCUGGGAUAAUUGCUGAAUUACUUCUUUUGGACACAGAUACUAUGCUGAGCAACGUUUAUGAAACAAAUUCUCAGAAUGUUAACCAUUCAUAGAAGACAUGUCAACAUUCCUGAAGAGGAUCACCCCUGGAAGACAGAGUUAGAUGGCAGUGCAAGUUGUGCGGAAUGUCCUUAAUGAGGACGACUUUCUCAAAGCUGAUGAUGUAAUAGGUCUGAAGGAGCAUUUUGUGGGAGUCAGGGUCCCAUCGACCUCUGUCUGGGCACACAGAGCUCCUGGCCUUGCAUCCUGCCUGAGAGGUGACCUGGAUUAUUGGCUUCCCUGGUCCACACAGGGUCCUGGAUUUCUUGGUUGCCCCUCAUUCCUGGUCUACCCUGUGCCCCAUGGUGUUUGCAGCUUCUAUGGGCUGAAUUUAAUCAGUGAUUCACUGGAGCUGGAUCUGAACCCAAACCACAGGGAAGCCCUGGGCACUGAGGACAAUAAGAGCAACAGACAACAUCUCCUCCACUGCUUCUCUCUCUGCUCCACAAGGCAAGGCAGCUCUCACACAGGAGGCAUCCAACCUAACUCCCAGCAGGGAGAGUGUGAGAUGUCUGUGGAUGAGCCCACAUUACAGUACGAUUCUGUGGGAAGACAUCUGGUAGCUUCUGGUGCAGCUGCAGCAGUCAGGACACAUGGGACUACAGUGGAGGUUGAAGAGGCAGAGAACGACCGCAGAGGUGACCAGUAUGUCCUCAGCCUGGACAACAAGUGUCUGCUCAAUCAUACAGACAGCUCACGACUCUCUCACCCAGCGAAUCCUGAGACUGCACACUGGUGGACCAGCUGGUUCCUCAAGAGGUUAGCUCUCUCAAUGGCAUGAAGUUCAGGCGCUACCUCUUCCUAUACUGGCCUGGUGAAGACAGAACCCUGGAGGACAUUGUGGUCUGGGCAAGAGAUAUACAGCAACCCUUUCUGUACCAGCCAGCCUUGAAGGUUGCUUGAGAUCAUUCCAGCAUCACCAGUCUCCAUCCUUUUCCAAGCAAGUCAGUUCUUGGGUCUCAACACUUCUGCCCACCACAUCAGUCUCCGUUCCCAGCCCACUUGUAGGAGUCGGGGACCAGCUCUGACAGGAUCCUAGGGCUUUGGAUGGGGUCUAUUUUAACUGUUUCUGGCUGUAAGCUACUAGGAUUCUCAGGAGCAUAAGUGUAUGAGAGAAACAAGUGUCUUAUUAGCCCUGAAGCAGCUUGGACUCUGUUCUUAUCUACUAGAGAAGGUGUCAUGAAGGGACAUGGGCAGUAGAGGGAGGUCUAUGACUGCAAAGCCUGCCUAGGCUGAAUAAUCCAAACUGGGUACUGCAGAAUUUCCGAGAUCACAGCUCUGCAGUUACCAUUCUCAUGUCUUGGUUUUAACUACUGCACCCAACACAAAGCCUCCCUUGCAGUAUGUCGCAGAUCCAAUUGAGACUCUGCAAACCAGACAUCUUUGUACGGAAUGGAAAAGAUCCCUUACUGCACAUCUCAGGUUGUGGAGGCUGGUCCAUCCUGUCUGACAGUGUUUCUGAGUCACUGGUAUAGGGCUGUUUGGGGUCUCCUCACCUCACCUUAGCCAAGGAGGUCCAGGGUCAUCAAGCAGGUACAGUCCAUGGGCUCUGAUAUGGUUCAUGGUAUGUUAUCUACUCAUGGAGCCCUCAAGAUUUCUUUACUGCCCAGGGCCCAAAGAAGUAUUUGAUGUCCCUUUACUUGGAUGAGAGGAGACUUGAAUGUCACUGCUGCUCACAGGUUCUUGGUAGUUGAGCCCAAUAGUGGAUGCAUUUUUGUGAGUCAUAUCUGCACCUCCUCCUAACAUCUGUUAGAGUAGAUGAAGUCUGGCUGGCUGGGUGGGGCAGUACCUUCUCCCCUAGGCCUUCUUGUGUGCAUCUUGACCUCAGCCAGAACAUGAGGAGUUGGGACAACCAUUCUGGAUGUCAGCUGAAGCAAUGCCUCACACAGAGGUGCUGGCAGAACUGCGGGUUCUAUUCCCUGGACAUUGUGACACGAAACAGACUGGGAAGAGUGGGAAGAGGAAGGUCCACAAGGCUAGCUCAGAUUCCAAUCUCUAAAGAUCAGAUUUCAUCUUUCGUACAAAAUCUGGUGAACUAGCCCUGUACGAGACGCAUAUUACCUUCCAUUAGAAAACCUUUGGGAACAAAAACCCUAGUGUAAAGUGGGGUCUGUGCCAACUGUGGGUGCCUGGCAUCGGUCAGGUCUGGUGUCAGGAUAGGCCCAUCCACAGACAUACACAGGCACACACACACACACACACACACACACACACACACACACACACAAACACAUCAUUUCAUGCAAGCCUACACUGCCCCCCCCAAUCACCUGCUAUCUUGGGAUGUGUCCAGGCUGCCUCAACUUAGCUUCUUCCCACCAGGUAUGUCCCUAAAUUGUGUGAACCAGGGGUGGUCACUCCCCUUGCUGGGUUCCCUAUUCCUCAAGUUCAGGUGAGGUCACUCUGCUCCUCCUGAUCCUUUCCUGGUCUAGAGCUUGUCACCUGACCCUGUGGUUCACAAUUGCUCCCAAGGAAGUAAUAAUCCAUGUCUCCAUGUUUACAUGGUUGCCCAUACUGCUGAUUCCUGGCAGGAGUCAUGUGUGGAUGGGUACUUGACAGGGUUUGGUCCUUAGUUUGUCAGUGUCUCCAUGAACACAGCAUUCCUGUGAGACCAAAGCACUCCAGACACAGCUUGGGAUAUGCUGAGAGGCAUGGCAGAGUAUGCCCCUGAAGAGCAGGCAGGCCCAGCAUGGCCACAGUACAGCCUUGGAUGUGCCUGUCUGCCUUUCCCACCAGAGCAUGACCUGCUGUAACAGGUGUUGUCAUUAUCUUGGGGAACACAGCAUUGACAACCCUGCAGGGGCUUCUGGUCUCCAGGGAGCAGGCAGGGGCCUUGUGCUCAAUUGUCCCUCACUAGUCCCCUUGGCCCAGGGAUUGUGGUUUUCAGGACUCCCAGAAGCAUCAGAGGCCAGCAGAAGUCAUCUUAGU
This is a messenger RNA of Rattus norvegicus (Norway rat), 3494 nucleotides long. The record is from RefSeq and is a predicted model, not a curated record. NCBI's taxonomy places the organism in Eukaryota, Metazoa, Chordata, Mammalia, Rodentia, Muridae.